Molecule: messenger RNA, 585 nt
Organism: Porites lobata
Lineage: Eukaryota; Metazoa; Cnidaria; Anthozoa; Scleractinia; Poritidae
Source: the annotation of a GenBank genome assembly
AAAAGAAGAGGUACUUACCUGUCUUAUCUGUCACAUCCGUCGUUGAAAGUUCCCAGAACGUCAGAGUAUCGCCAGAAACUAGCUAAAACUUAUGAUAGAGAAACGAAUGCGGUAUCUUGUAGCGACACUGUUGAACAUUUUGAGUCAGAGUUCCUGGACUACUCAUAUGCAUCUCAGGGGAUCGAAGAAUACUCUCUGGAAGACCGUAAUAAUGUUGAUUUGUUGAAAGAAGAUGGUCGGCCAGCUGAGGUAGAAAAUGACAGAGAAGGCCGCCCAACUAGAGACUCCAUCGCUGAUGAAAUGUUAAAGGGGCUCCUGAACAACACGGCAGUUGAGCAAGACAGCUGUGAUGAAAUUUCGCAAGUUUUUCCUGAAGAUCCAGCGCUUGAUACAACGUACGGAUCUAGCGAGUUUCAUGAGGAUUUGAACGAGCAAGAUAAUGACGUGGAUGAACUUUCGGAAGCGGAAGAUAGGAAUGAAAGCAGCACUCAAGAUGACUACGUGAAAAUUACUGAGCUAUCCUUAUCACAAGACACCCCUUUAUACGAGGGGUCCCCGUUACUUUUUCAGUUAGCUUGCUGCUGA